AUGUCCAAUCAAAAUAAUGCUGAUGUUCAUCAAAUUGCCACUCAAAAAGAUUUUGAUGGAUACAUCAAGUCACCAUCUAUCAUCAAUAAACUUUUACUAGUACAUGUUGAACUAGAGCAAAUACCUGUUUGUAAAGCAGUCAAUGAAGCUCUAUUAGCAACAGCUCGUAACGAAGAAUUUAGUCAAAAAUUAGCUGUAUGUCGUUUGAAUGCAGAUCAUUUUUCUGAUUUUCUUACAUUACAAAAUGUAAAUGCAGCACCAACUGUACUUUUCUAUAGUCGUGCAAAAUUAAUCGACCGUGUGGAUGGUUUUAAUCAAAGUGGUUUACUAAAAAAAAUUCAAUAUCAUAUCAAUAAAAUAAAUAUUGUACCAGCAAAAGUCGAAUCUACAGGUACUAUUGAUACUAAUGUUGAAAAUAGAAUAAAAAAAUUAUUAAAAUCGCCCGUCAUUAUAUUUAUGAAAGGCUCACCAACAGAGCCACAAUGUGGUUUUAGUCGACAAGCAUGUCAUAUACUUGAUGAAAAUAAAAUAAAAUAUGAUUAUUUUGAUGUUCUUUCUGAUCAAAAUCUACGUGAACAAUUAAAAAUUUUUUCGAAUUGGAGUACAUAUCCACAAUUAUAUAUUGAUGGUGAAUUAAUCGGUGGUUUAGAUAUAAUGAAACAAAUGAUUGAAAAUGGAGAAUUUCAAGCGGUAUUUAAACAGCAAAAAAAUGAUAAAGAAAAAGAUAUGAGAAAAUAUCUAGAAAGUUUAAUUAAUCAAGCACCGUUGAUGAUGUUUAUUGUUGGUACUCCUGAAGCGCCGCAAUGUAGAUUCACCAAAGAAUUGAUUAUUCUACUAAAAAAUGCUAAUAUAAACGAGUAUAAAACAUUUGAUAUAUUGCAAGAUGAAGAGGUUCAAGAAAAACUUAAAGAAUAUUCAUCAUGGCAAACAUAUCCACAAAUAUAUGUUAAUGGGCAAUUUAUUGGGGGUUUAGACAUUCUUAAACAAAUGAAAGAAGAAGGAACAUUGAUACAAACAUUAACUGGAAAUCAAGGAGUAGCUGUUUAA
This is a messenger RNA of Rotaria socialis, 1047 nucleotides long. The record is from the annotation of a GenBank genome assembly. NCBI's taxonomy places the organism in Eukaryota, Metazoa, Rotifera, Eurotatoria, Philodinida, Philodinidae.